AUGAUGAACAAGGAAUUCUUUGUGGCUUUAUUUGUUGCUUUGUUUAGAUUUUCCGCAUCUGAAUCAAAGCGCUACACUGCUAAAAUAGACUUAGAUGAUGAUACACUCCAUGAAACCCUGUUGACUGAAUAUGAUGCUCAUUCACUGGUCAUGUGCUCAGCAAUGUGUGGUCCGAGGUGUACUUACUUUGGUUACAAUUUACAAACAAAGAAAUGUCGAGUUUACACUGGAUGUCAUUCAACUAGGUCAGCAGGACCGGAAGUAGGGUGGAGAUACUAUUUUACAGAAUCUGAAGAGAACACUCGCCCGACGGACUGUAAACGUUUGCUUGCUGAUGGUUUUACUUUAUCUGGUGUUUAUACCAUCUAUCCCUGGGACAACCCUUCACUGGAAGUUUUCUGUGAUAUGGAUACAGAAGAUGGAGGGUGGACGGUCAGUGUAAUUAGAGACAGUAUGUUGGACACAGGUAACCCUAUUGACCUCGAUCUGUCCGGGAUGAACUUCUCCACACCAGACAGGGAUAACGACAGAUGGAGUAAUGGCAGCUGUGCAGCUUACAACAACAGAAGAGGAGGCUGGUGGUUUAAUUGGUGUGGGUUUGCCUUCCUUAACGGUCCCUGGUCCCCGGCAUACUGGUAUAAACCAUGGUGGCCUACACUUAAUGACGGAAGCCAGAUAACAGAGACU
Messenger RNA from Saccostrea cuccullata (small rock oyster), 687 nucleotides. RefSeq names its product techylectin-5B-like. The record is from RefSeq and is a predicted model, not a curated record. The annotation marks the transcript as partial. NCBI's taxonomy places the organism in Eukaryota, Metazoa, Mollusca, Bivalvia, Ostreida, Ostreidae. The transcript is spliced from 3 exons.